Trypanosoma grayi is the source of this 1074-nucleotide messenger RNA. RefSeq lists its product as hypothetical. Lineage: Eukaryota; Euglenozoa; Kinetoplastea; Trypanosomatida; Trypanosomatidae. The record is from RefSeq and is a predicted model, not a curated record. The coding region runs from base 1 to 1074 and encodes 357 amino acids. The transcript has a single exon.
AUGCGCAGCCGUCGGUGGGAGUCCACUGCACACGGCGACUGUGGCUCGCUGAUCCUACUUAAUCCCUAUGUCCUAGCCGACAGCACAACCGUAAAGCUGCCGACAGGCAGGGUGGACGCGGUGCUUCCAACCAGAGCACAGGGACCAUCAUCGUUGCGCCCGCCACUGUCGUUUGCCUUGAUCUGCAUGGUGUCCAUGAGGGAGCCCUUGCUUCUCAUGAGACGCUACUUCAUGAAAUGGAGGCGUUUUGCCAAUGAGUGUGAUAUAUUUUUCAGUCUUAAGGGUAUCAGGGCUAGGGCCGUUGGUGAGUUUACACUAAAAGUCUUCUACAAGUGGUUCCUGUUCGCACGUCGCGCCGUGACAGUGCGGUCACUGCGGAGCCGUGUCGAUAGGCAGAAUUCUUUAUUCCUGGCACGUCGGUAUUUGAGGCUGUGGAGGCUGGCUCCGCAGUUUCGGCAGAGACGGGCACUUCAGCUGAUGGUGCUGCAUAGAAUUCGGAAGGAGGCAGAAUUGCACACCUCGAAGCAGCACUACAACAGGUGGCAAAUGGUCGUGAGGUCACGUCGAGUGCUGCGCCAGAAGGUGGCAACUCUGUCUGCAUGCCAUACCACCCGUUUGCUGCAGCGCUACUACUAUGCGUGGAAGCGUCAAAGACGCCGGGUGCUCCAGGCCACGCAACUGAAGCUUAUUCGCUAUGCGGCUCAGCGUACUCUGGCUCGACGCACUCUGCAAAAGUGGUUCUUUUUUGUUUCCCGCCGUAUCAUGGUUUCUCAUAUGGAACGGCUCACUCUUGAGCAUUUCGUGUACAGGUUUUUGGUGCGGUGGCGGCGGUAUGCGCACAUAUGCAAGUCGCUUCGAUGCAUUGGACACAGCUCCUACUGGCGGGUAGCACGUCGCACCUUUCACAAGUGGAAGUUGUGGCUUGUCCGUAUAGUAUUGGCACUGCAACUUGAACAGCGAAAUGCGGUAUUUCUCCUGCAGCCGUAUUUCCUGCGUUGGGUGCUGCUGCGCCGAAUGCGUCGUUUAGAAUACGACUUGUUUGUUUCCUCAGCAUUGAGCCAGUGCGACUUGUAG